UGACGGGGCGGAGCGUUUUGUUUCUUGUCUCUGUCUGUCGCCGGCUCAACUAUUAAUUAGCUGUGUUCAGUAAAAACCUUUCCGAAAACGGAGUUUUAUUUUAUUAUUCUUAGUAGUAUUUUUUUAGCCAGAGGAUUAUACAAAGUGCAUCACUGCGCCAAGACGAGUCUGUUGUAUAGCGAGGUACCGUGGAGCGUACACUACGAAGAUGGACUCGGAAGAGCGACGUGCCCUCCGAGUGGAGGGCCGGUCUUUGGGGCCAGGACUGGGGCUGCAACUCUUGAUGAGGCCGCGGGGUGUUUUGGUGCUCCUGCUGGCAGGCCUGACCGCUCUCGGACACUGCAAGGACUGCGACAAGCCAUGUAUCAAUGGACAGUGCAGCACUGCUAGCGGCACUUGCCUCUGCGAGCCAGGCUGGGUCGGGGACCAGUGCCAACACUGCGGGGGACGCUUCAGGCUGACUGGAUCCUCUGGAUUCUUAACAGAUGGGCCUGGCAACUACAAGUACAAGACUAAGUGUACCUGGCUGAUAGAGGGAAAAGUCAACACCAUCCUCAGAUUGCGGUUCAAUCAUUUUGCCACCGAGUGUAGCUGGGAUCAUCUUUAUGUUUAUGAUGGUGAUUCAAUAUAUGCACCCUUACUGGCUGCAUUUAGUGGGCUUAUUGUUCCUGAGAAAUAUGCAAAUGAGACUAUACCAGAAGUGGUUUCCAAGUCAGGCUAUGCCCUUCUGCACUUCUUCAGUGAUGCAGCCUACAAUUUAACAGGAUUCAACAUCUCCUACAGGAUUAAUUCUUGUCCCAAUAACUGUUCGGAUCAAGGGUUGUGUUUACUGAAUGACACGACCAAAGAGGUGUUCUGUCAAUGUAAAGAAAAUUGGAAAGGAGAAGCCUGUGACAUCCCUUACUGCAUUGAGGACUGUGGCACCCCAGACCGAGGCAUAUGUGCCAACAUUAGCAAACGCUGCCUUUGCAAUAGUGGAUGGCAAGGUCCCGAUUGUUCCAUUCCCUUGCCCGCUAACCAGUCAUUCUGGACCAGAGAGGAAUAUCCUGUUCAGAGCCUAGCACGAGCCUCACAUAAAGCAGUGGUGAACAACAACAUCAUGUGGGUGAUUGGUGGUUAUGUGUUCAAUUAUUCAGACUACAAGAUGGUUAAAGCGUAUGAUCUUGUUUCUGAAGAGUGGCUGCCUCUAAAUCAGUCUGUAGACUCUGUGAUUGGCAGAUAUGGACACUCUUUAGCAUUAUUCAAGGAUAAAAUCUAUAUGUAUGGUGGUAAGAUUGACUCCACAGGGAAUGUGACAAACCAGCUGUGGGUGUUUUAUAUUCAGAACCAGUCCUGGGUGCUUGUGAACCCAAAGGCUAAGGAGCAGUAUGCUGUUGUUGGGCAUUCUGCGCACAUUAUCAGACUACUUGAUGACAGUGUGGUCAUGCUUGUCAUUUUUGGUCACUGUCCACUGUAUGGCUAUAUUAGCAAAGUACAAGAGUAUAACCUUGCAACAAAUGAGUGGAGCAUCCUCACAACUCAAGGAGCCCUUGUUCAGGGAGGCUAUGGUCACAGCAGUGUCUAUGACUCUAAAACCCGGGCCAUCUACAUCCAUGGCGGCUACAAGGCAUUCAGUGCCAACAAAUAUGGACUGGCAGAUGAUCUUUAUAAGUAUCAGGUGGAUACACGCAUGUGGACAAUUCUCAAGGACAGUGGCUUCUUCCGUUAUUUGCACACUGCAGUCAUUGUUAGUGGAACAAUGCUUGUUUUUGGAGGAAACACGCAUAAUGAUACUUCAAUGAGCCAUGGUGCCAAAUGUUUUUCUUCUGACUUCAUGGCUUAUGAUAUUGCUUGUGAUGAGUGGUCAGUGCUGCCCAGACCAGAUUUACAUCAUGAUGUGAACCGAUUUGGACACUCUGCAGUCUACAGCAACAGAAUCAUGUAUAUAUUUGGGGGUUUCAACAGUCUGCUUCUCAGUGAUGUUUUGAUGUUCACACCAGCCAGCUGUGCAGCCUUUCUCAGUAACAGCACCUGCACCCAAGCUGGUCCAGGCAUCCGCUGCCUGUGGAAUGCUACUUUGGAGAAGUGUUUGUCUUGGGAGUCUGCCAGCCCAGAGGAGGAACAGCAAGUCAUCUCAACGUGCCCAGCUAAAGCAUUUGCUGACAAUGAGAAAUGUGAUCAGUAUACUGACUGCUACAGCUGCACAGCGAACACAAAUGGCUGCCAGUGGUGUGGUGACCAAUGCAUUUCCAUGAACAGCAACUGUACUGCAGUACCGAGUCCAAUUUCUGAGUACGAGGCAUGCCGCAAAGAUAACCCAGAGUAUGUCUGCAAUAAGAAGACAAGCUGUAAGAGCUGCGCCAUGGAUCAGAACUGCCAGUGGGAGCCACGAAACCAAGAGUGCAUUGCCCUUCCUGAAAACAUUUGUGGGGAGAAUUGGCACCUGGUUGGUAACUCAUGCUUGAAAUUUACAACGGCCAAAGACAACUAUGACAAUGCUAAGCUGUCAUGUCGCAACAACAAUGCUGCACUGGCAUCUCUAACAACACAGAAGAAAGUGGAAUUUGUGCUUAAGGAGCUACAAAUUAUGCAUGUCUUGUAUAAAGCCACGGUGACUCCUUGGGUAGGCCUACGCAAAAUCAAUGUGUCUUACUGGUGCUGGGAGGACAUGUCUCCUUUUACCAACACAUCUCUGCAGUGGUUACCUGGAGAACCCAGUGAUGCUGGCUUUUGUGGAUACCUAGCUGAGCCCUCCCAGUCGGGCUUGAAAGCAGCCACCUGUGUCAAUUCUGUCAAUGGCAGCUUAUGUGAACGUCCAGCAAAUCACAGUGCCAAACAGUGUCGCACCCCUUGUGCCUUGCGUGCGACUUGCAGUGAAUGUACCAGUGGAAGUUCUGAAUGCAUGUGGUGCAGCAACAUGAAGCAGUGUGUUGACUCAAAUGCCUAUGUGGCCUCCUUUCCUUUUGGGCAGUGUAUGGAGUGGUACACAAUGAACAGCUGUCCACCUGAAAAUUGUUCAGGUUACCGUACAUGUGGCCAGUGCUUGGAUCAGCCCGGUUGUGGGUGGUGCACAGAGCCCACCAAUACCGGUAAAGGACAGUGUAUCGAAGGCUCGUACCGUGGCCCAGUCCAGAUGCCCAUUCCUAGUUCCUUCCAGGAGCCUGCUCUUAAUACCACCAUGUGUCCAUUUGACCACAAAUACAAUUGGUCUUUCAUCCAGUGUCCAGCUUGCCAAUGUAAUGGCCACAGCAGAUGUAUCAAUGAAAGUGUCUGUGAGAAGUGUGAAGACCUGACCACAGGAAAACAUUGUGAGACCUGUAUUUCAGGCUACUAUGGAGAUCCUACCAAUGGAGGCACAUGCCAGCCCUGCAAGUGCAAUGGCCAUGCAUCCAUCUGCAAUGCACAAAGUGGGAAGUGCUUCUGUACCACCAAAGGAAUUAAAGGGGACAAGUGCCACCUUUGUGAAGUCGAAAAUCGAUACCAAGGAAACCCACUAAAGGGAACUUGCUACUAUACCCUGCUAAUUGAUUAUCAGUUCACAUUCAGUCUAUCCCAAGAUGAUGACCGUUACUAUACAGCCAUUAACUUUGUUGCUACUCCUGAAGAACAAAAUCGGGAUCUGGACAUGUUUAUCAAUGCUUCCAAAAACUUCAAUCUUAACAUCACAUGGGCAACCAGCUUUGCAGCUGGCACACAAGCUGGAGAGGAGGUUCCAAUUGUGUCCAAGAAUAACAUCAAAGAAUAUAAGGACAGUUUUUCUAAUGAAAAAUUUGAUUUCCGAAACAGUCCUAACAUUACAUUCUAUGUGUAUGUCAGUAACUUCACCUGGCCCAUUAAGAUACAAAUUGCAUUCUCCCAGCACAGCAAUUUCAUGGACCUGGUGCAGUUCUUUGUGACCUUUUUCAGCUGCUUCUUGUCCCUUCUUCUGGUAGCAGCAGUUGUGUGGAAAAUUAAGCAAAGCUGUUGGGCAUCACGGCGAAGAGAGCAACUUCUCCGUGAGAUGCAGCAAAUGGCUAGCCGUCCCUUUGCAACCAUCAACUUGGCCUUAGAGAUGGACGAAGAACCUCCUGACCUUAUUGGUGGAAGUAUAAAGAGUGUCCCCAAGCCUAUUGCUCUGGAGCCAUGCUUUGGAAACAAGGCUGCAGUUCUUUCCAUAUUUGUGAGGUUACCAAGGGGGUCUGGCGGUAUUCCUCCACCUGGGCAGUCAGGUCUCGCUGUUGCCAGUGCCUUGGUGGACGUUUCUCAACAAAUGCCUAUAGCAUACAAAGAUAAAUCUGGAGUGGUAAGAAAUCGAAAACACCAACCACCGGCACAGCCGGGAACCUGCAUUUGACCUUUGACUUGACCCCAGCUAGACUCUGAGCUUUGAACAAGGAGAUGGGGCCAAAGAUGGGACUGAGCUUUGAUUUCUUUUGCUCAAGGGACAGGACAUAAUUCUCUUCUUUAGGAAUUGCAGCAACUAAUAAGUUAUUGGCUGGAUGAACUGAUGAUUUGAUGUCCAGUAAUAAAAGAAAUGAAGACAAAAAACAAAAAAAGAAACUCUCUGCUAUCAUUGUACAAAAAGACACGUGGAAAAGAACUCUGCCCUCACUUCUCAUUCUACACUUCUGGAAUCCAGAAAAAAGACAACUGUUGGGAAACCAACUCAAAAUUGUUUUACUUUUACCGUCAUCUGUUGUUUUUUUUUGUUUUGUUUUGUUUUUUUUAUUUAUUUAUUAUAAGUAAACCGUGUCUAGUCAUGUUUAACAGAACACUAACUGUAUGCAUGCACUGUGCCCUUAGGCUUUCAAGCGGCUAUGAGAACAUUUUUGCGUUCCUAAAGCAUCGCCUGAAUGUUGACAAGGUCUGCUGCUUACUCCUCGGAUUUAUGAAGUCAGGCAGUAGUUUGUUUAAAGACCCUUUGCAUCCGUUUAUCCAAUAAAUUUAACAACCUGUUAAAAAAAUAAAUAAAUCACUCCGAACAAUAAUGGCAUUUAGGAAGAUAACUAGAUGGUGUCAGGUGUCACGUUUUAUCAUUCCAGCAUGCAAUCAUCUUGGCCUUUUUUCCUUCCACUCUGUUUAUUUUUAUGAAUGGCAUUGUUUUUGUUUGCUACGGCCUAAGUUGUACCAGGCAGCUACACAUGUAUACUGUUGUUUAUUAGGGGAGCUGACCACGUUCUAAAGCUGAAUUCAUGGGAAACCUCUUCAGCAGGGUUUCCUUAGUUGUGCAGAAGCAAUUCUAGAUGGAAAAGCAAUUUGGAGCUGCUUGAAUGGCUACAGUCCAAAUUUAAGAUACAAUCUAAUGUACUGUAUUUGUCCCACAUUGAGGCUCUCAUAAAUCGUACUGUGAUAAAUCUCCUUGUUAAACCAAGAUGCGUUUGGACUGGAGAGAGUGACGUGCCAGACCCCCAUGUCAUAGCCAAGUGCUCAUUGUCCAGGUGUCUUCACCCACUCCUGCAGACCUGUACCCACCAGGCAUUUGUGAAACGACUCCUGCAUCUUCACUGCUGGGCCUCAUUAUUUAGUUUUGUUAUUCUGUAGACUGUUCCAUUAAAUUAAAGAAAGAAUAAAAGUCUUUCUUGAAAGAAUAAUUUGUAUAAGCCGCACAGAGAGCAAUAUAGAUUUUUUUCUGUUUUGAGGGAUACAGGGAGAUGAAGUACCCGUAUGCAGUAAGUGAUGGCGUUCGUCAAGCAAAUGGGCGGUCAGUCUGAAUCGAACAGUCGGGGAGUGCUCCUCAUGACAGAUUUAUGUGCAUGGCAUGCUGCCCGCUCGGUGAGUCCCAAACUGGCAUCUCUGUCACUAAUUAGUUGAUGAGUGAUAUUUGAAGUAGCGCAGCUUUCUAAUUGUUUUUUUUUUUGUUUGUUUUUUUUUAACUUGAAAAUGGAAAAUCACUGCUUGUUGGAUUAAUUAAUUGUACAUGCAGGAUAAUUUUGUUUUUAUUCCAAUUUUUGUUUCUCAAUUUUCAUCACUUUUUUUAUUAUAAAGAAAUUUGGUGAUAAUUUAUAAGUCUUAAUUUAUUAUCAUUUUGUAACACUAUAAGAAUAGUAUGUGUUUUGGCCAGUUUGUUGUACUCUGAACUGCCAGCCGUGCUCUUUAUUUCCUUACAGAAUGGUUCAGCGGUCAAGCAUCUGCUGUUCAUUACGUAAUUGUUCUCAAAGUGCAGUUCCUUAAGAAAUUGUUUGGAGAUAUUUCUCUUUAGAGCUGUCCGGGGAACUCUUCAAUAUAGCAUCUCAGCAGAGGAGUAAAUGCGUCGCCACUCCGGUUCUUGGUCCUUACUGAGACUUGUGACGUGGUGAGUGGGAGCUGCUCUGGAACUGUGGGUGAAUGUCCAGCCCCCAUGGUCCUUAGGGUGAUGAGCUUCAUUUGCACUGAAACAGAAGGAAAUCUCUUGCCAGUCGUCCUGUUCGUCGCCUUCUCAUGAGUGUGUUGAGAAAUCACUUUAAUGGUUUAAUGUUACCGACUAUUAAAUUGACAUCACAAUUUAGAGGUCAGAAGCUGCCUUUAAUAAAAUGGUGACCAUCUAAUAUUUCAAGGAAAAUUACAACUAUAAAUUGUAAUUGUUAGGAAAAUAUAAACUAUAGAGAGAGAGAGAGAUUUUUAAAAUGCUUCCAGAAGUUUAUUAUAGUAAUAAGAGGCUGGCCUCCUAUUUGCACACACAUUUUUUUUUUCUAAACCAAGGCAAAUAGAAAGAAACAAAUAUAUUUGUCAAACGAGUGAGCCCUUGGGCCCUGGAAGCCUGAGAAAUGAGCAUUUCUAGAGGCGGAGCUUGGACACUUUGAACCAAAACGUGAUUGGCUGAAAACCAGUCAAGUACUGGGACUGCCUUUAAAGAUGCUGGGAUCCUUUGGAGAGAAGCUGCCAACUUAUACCUCCAGAGAAACACACAUCCAAUUCAGAGGCCGGGGUCUCGCUGUGACCCCUUCAAGCUCCUCGCCCGUAUGAAUGCGAAGAUGUAGGUGAGCCAGUGAAUCAAUGUGGAGCCUUGCCUAUUUAAGUCUGCAGAUUUCUGUUUGUCAUAGUUACUAUUUACCAUGUAGAUAUGAACAUGCAGUCUGUGUACAAUAUGUACAAUUUAGUGUUGAUUGCACUUCUUUGUAAAUAAACAAGAAGUAUUGUAAACAAGUUCAGUACCAGGAACAUUCUCAUUAAAGAUUAUAUAUACUAGGAACUUACAGGAAUGCACUUUUUUGGGUACAUUAUUAAUAAUACAUUUUUCUAUUGUAAAAAAAAAUAAUAACUGCUAACUUGAAGCAAAAAGUAAUGUAUGUUCUGAUAAUUUUAAUUGAGACCAUGUGUAACAUUUGUAAAUAAAGAAUGACAAGUUUUGGUCUAAAAAUAAAAAAAAAAAAUUAAAGUACUCUUCAGAC
Molecule: messenger RNA, 7325 nt
Organism: Polypterus senegalus (gray bichir)
Lineage: Eukaryota; Metazoa; Chordata; Cladistia; Polypteriformes; Polypteridae
Gene: atrn
Product: attractin
Exons: 29
Coding region: 209-4312 (1367 amino acids)
Cellular component (GO): Golgi apparatus
Molecular function (GO): protein binding
Source: RefSeq, a predicted model, not a curated record